Messenger RNA from Gallus gallus (chicken), 2739 nucleotides. RefSeq names its product dapper homolog 3-like. Lineage: Eukaryota; Metazoa; Chordata; Aves; Galliformes; Phasianidae. The record is from RefSeq and is a predicted model, not a curated record. Bases 1 to 1113 code for a protein of 370 amino acids. The transcript has 2 exons.
AUGACUCAGAAAUUUAAAGCAGUCGCGUUCCUGCUAGGUGGUGCGAUACCGAGCCGAGCACCGAGCAAAAAACAGCGAAUAACGACACACGCGCGGCCGAGCCAGAGCCGAGGCGGGAACGCGUUUCCUGCACUCCGUCCCUCGGCCCCAGCGCCGCUCCAGCAGCGCCCGGAGCCGGAGCGGCCAUCGCCGGCCGGGGCGGCGCGCACCCAUCCUCGGCGCUCCGAGCCCCCCGCGGGGCCCGGGGGCGGGCAGAAAGUUGCCGAGAAACUUUGUGCGAAGGGGCCAAGGUCCCCCCUCCCCCCGGGGUGGGGGCGAAGCGGGCGGCCCCGCGGGGAGAGGCCGGGGGCGGGCGCGGGCGGCCGGGGCCUAGCGCUCAGCCGGGCGCCGCCGCCGCCAUCGCGGCCGCCUCUCCCGCGGGGCGGGGGGGACGGGGCCGCGGCCGGGUGCUCACCUGCCCGUCCUCGGCGGCGCGGGUGGGAGAAGGAGGGGGAGAGGGAAGGAAGCGGGGCCCCCCCCGCUCCUCCCGGAGCCGCGGCGACCCGGGGAGGGAAGGGGGGGAGGAGGGGAAGGGAGGAGGGAAGAGGAGCAGGAGGAGGGAGCCGGGCGCUCCGGUGCGUGCGAGGAGCCGGAGCCUGGCGGCGGGAGGAGGAGACUCCCCGCCCCUACGGCCGGGCUCUCCGGCGGGCACCUCCGGCCCCUCCUCCGCAGCGCUCCGCCUCGCCCCCGCUGCCCGCGGGCGCCCGGGUGAGGCGCGACACGAAGCUCCCCGCCCGAUCAGAGGCCGCGGGGAGGAGCCGGGCGGACCCCUCCUCGGCGGCGCCGCGCACCGAGCCAACAUGGUGGCGGCAGCGGCAGCGCGGGGUGGAGGGGAGGCGAGGGGCAGCUCCCGAUCGGGGCCUUUCGGGGAGGGUUGCGCAGAGCCCGGCUGCCGCCUUCUUGCUUGACGCCGGUCAGGUGUGUGGCUUCAGCUCUGAGCUCUUCCGCCUGCCGUGGGAAAGGUGUGGAGAAAUUACUCUUCAACCACGCAGCCGGGGAUGUCCAGGCUUGGUGUGUUAUGGAUUUGAGUCAGACAGGGUGAACAGAGCGUCAGGACUGAGCCAGCCCAGGUAACAAAAGCUGGAGAAGAGGCACUUGUGGAAAACUCGCUGUUAAAAUAUGAACAACAGCAACAACAAAAAACACACCACAGUAAGAGGUGGAAGAAGCCUGGAUUUACUGAAAGCAGCCUUGCCACUAGAUAAUGCUUUUUAAUAUUACUAGUAAGAGUUCUUCGACUUCUUCAACUUCUUGUGCUGAGGUUGUUCUUGGCAUUCAUCUGCUUCACUGCUGGGACACUUGCACUGUGAAAUCUGCUGUUCUCUCAUGUUAAAAGAAAGUAACUUUGCCAGCGAAUCUACAGAGAAGCACCUCGACCUCCAGACUGGGAGCAGUCAUUUGAGAUUUAGCAAGUCUCAUGCUGAUGUCAAGGAUAUGCCUUUUGCGGUAUCUCUUAAUAAUACACCCACAUCUGACCUGGUGGUGAGUAAGUCUCUGCACAGCCUCACUUUGCAUGUAGGGGCUUAGCUCAUCUAAGCUGAGUUCUCCCCAAACUAUCUGCAUAUCCUCCCACAAGCCCUGCUUGCCAAGCAGCCUGGAGAUGCUCUGCUCCAAGGCUUCAAAGGCGAAGCCAGCAUUUCUUUGCAAUUAGGUAGAAAUGUACAGCUGGGAUGGACCUCCCACUGUGCAGCAAUCAUUGUGGGAAAGUAUCAGUUGCCUUUCCCUUCUCCACGCCUGGCUUAAAAAGAACAGAAAAGUACAAGAAUAAAUAAAUGAGGAAGACUCUGCUUCCAUGUUGCUCUUCUCUAGUUCUGCAGGCUGCUGCUUUGUCCUGCUCUGUCAUUAGCACACUUCUUGAAGAGCUGGCUCUCAAGUGGGGAAACAAGCGGAGCAAAACCCAGCCCGAGCCCCCUGCACAAGUGUUUAUGCUGGGGAUACAUCAUAGCUUUUUGGAACUUCUAAUGUUUGUAUUCUUCAAAAGGCAGGAAAAAACUGCUACGUUCAGCAGAAAACUCUCUAUAUUCCAUGAACUUAGAACUGAAACUAUAAAAAUGCCAAAUAUUAAUUUUUUUGUUGUUGUUGUUGUUUUGAAUGGAGAGCUUGUAUCAACAUGUGUUUCUCUGAAUUUUGAGUUACUCUUAAAAAAAUGGAGCUGACACGUAUUCCUUCAUUUACCUUAAGCACAUAGUUAAUUGAUCCUGUUGCUUUGGAGAACUGCAAAACUAUGAUGGGAAUACACAAAUCUUCAAUUUUUUAAAAAAUAGUAUCUUACUUCACUAUUUCCUUUUAGUCUCUACAUUUCUUUAAAUAGUCUAUAGCAGCCAAAUAAUAUCAUGCAAGAGAUAUUUCAUUGCUCAUAGAAUAAACUGUAAUUAUGCAAUAAAAGAAUGCAUUUGUCAUUCUCAUAAUGGGACAAAAUUAAUUACUUGGAGACAAAUCCAGCUAAAGAAAAUAAGAGAAAUACUAAAUCAAAAAUACGUAACAUUAAAGGUUACAUUAAUGUUGCUUCCUUCUACUUGUUUUUCCUUUCACUUUUGGUUAAAAAGGGAUUUUCCAAAGCACAGGAAUUUGCUCAUUCUAUUCCUAGUUCUUUGAAAACAGAGUGUAUGAAAAUCAGACUGACUGUUCCACCCUGAAUCAUAUUGUUUGCUUUUGUUUUCUAAUUGGGAAGAAUAAUAAAACAUGGAAAGCUCAAAAAUA